AUGGAUUUGGGGAGCUUCAGUAAUUACAACAUUACAAACGACUCCAUCAACCAGUGGGUGGUAAUUGUCAAAGAAAACAUUUCACAGGCUGACCUUUUACUGGAAAAGCUUGGGACAAGAAGAAAAGAGCUUCCUGUUACAUUAUUUCUUCUGUCUGUGUACGGUCUUAUGUUCAUUUCCGGCGUCCUUGGGAACGUUUGCACGUGUGUGGUUAUUUUAAGGAACGCUAACCUGCGUACUUCCACGAACUACUACCUUUUGAGCCUUGCAAUUUCCGAUGUGCUGAUUCUUAUAACAGGUCUCCCUCCCGAGGCAUAUUCAAUCUGGGAAAGUUACCCUUGGAGGUUUGGGAAGGCAUUUUGUAUCAUCAAGGCGCUAUUUGCAGAAAUGACAUCCUACGCCUCCGUACUGACGAUAACGGCAUUCACUAUCGAGCGCUAUAUAGCGAUUUGUAAGCCUCUCGAAUCCCAUAAAAUCGUAGCAUUUUCCCGUUGUGUUAAAAUCAUCAUUGCCAUUUGGAUAAUAUCCCUCUGUUGUGCAUUACCGUAUCCAAUCCACACUGACGUAUUUUACUACGUGUCUGACAGCAAUGGUACUCCCAUUCUUGAUUCACUACAAUGUAACAUUCCGCAUCAGUAUUCAGAAAGGAUGAGACACGUCUUUCAACUGUCCACAUUUGUUUUCUUCGUUUUCCCGUUAACUGUAAUCAUAGUGCUGUACAGUUUAAUUGGACUUACACUGCGGAGAGCGGAAAUGCGACGAGAGACGACUGAGCAAUGCCACCAGAGUGGCAGUCGCAGCAGCAGUAAUAGAAAUCAAGCACACCGAGAGAGGGGACCCACGUUCAUCGCCAGACGUAGCGUUCUCAAAGUACUUGUUGCUGUCGUGGUGGCAUUUUUCGUUUGCUGGGCGCCGUUCCAUGCUCAGAGACUUUUAACGGUGUAUAAUACUGAUUGGACACCACGGCUACUAGACUUCCAAAGUUCUCUUUUCUAUGUGUCAGGCGUCCUGUAUUUCAUCGGGUCGACAGUCAAUCCAAUAUUAUACAAUGUAAUGUCCAGGCGAUACAGACUGGCAUUCCUAGAAACGAUUUGCCACAGCAAAACAAGACGCAGUAUUGGCUCAUAUAAGCAGACGAACGGGUAUUCUGGAAAACUCAGGAGCACGAAACUUUCACUAAAGGAAAACAUAAAAAGCCCUGCUAACUUGGAUAACCACGGUGAUCAUUUCUUUGCUCACAACCAAAAUGCCCAAGACCCUUUCGGUCCAACAAACUUAAUAGCAGCUGAGAAUAACCAUCUAAAGCAUUGUUUAGAAAUCAAUGCGGACUCUAACGGAGGUCAGGAGACAAAGUACAAGUCUACCUCUGAUAUAUUUCCUUCAGCCAAUCAGAACUUAUCAUGUGCGUAUAGUGCUACGAUAAGGAGCAAGCCCAGCAGAUCCCAUGUCCAUUGGCAGUGUAGUGAUCAGGCGAAUGGGAACACCGCUCCGACGGACUCAAAGAAAAGCACUUACAACAUUCAGUACCCUGAUGGUAGUAAGGUGUGUAUGUCAUCCAAAUCUGCUGAGUUCUAUGACCAAAUUUUCAAAGAUCAGGGUGAUUUUGUGUAACUGUUUGUUUCAAUAUCUUUCAACAACGAAAUGUUGAUAACACCUCAUCUGU
Mya arenaria is the source of this 1663-nucleotide messenger RNA. Its product is annotated as pyrokinin-1 receptor-like. NCBI's taxonomy places the organism in Eukaryota, Metazoa, Mollusca, Bivalvia, Myida, Myidae. Gene Ontology annotation, molecular function: neuromedin U receptor activity. Gene Ontology annotation, cellular component: plasma membrane. The record is from RefSeq and is a predicted model, not a curated record. The transcript has 4 exons. Gene Ontology annotation, biological process: neuropeptide signaling pathway. Bases 1 to 1611 code for a protein of 536 amino acids.